Solanum pennellii is the source of this 802-nucleotide messenger RNA. RefSeq lists its product as uncharacterized. The record is from RefSeq and is a predicted model, not a curated record. The coding region runs from base 410 to 787 and encodes 125 amino acids. NCBI's taxonomy places the organism in Eukaryota, Viridiplantae, Streptophyta, Magnoliopsida, Solanales, Solanaceae. The transcript is spliced from 3 exons.
UAUAUAUGGAAAGUACACAUUGCAGAGUUUAGGUGACCCUUAGUAAAGGAUGAAGCUUUUAUCCCCAAAAAUCAAACAAAAAGGCAAAAAGGCUAUGUAAGAAGGAUUUGUAUCUUCUUUGUGAAGAAGGGAAAAGUUUUCACUGUUGUGGCUUCUUCUGAAACUUACCAUGAAUAGCACCAUUAUACACCAGUACCAUUUUUCAUAAAGCAAAGUGGACCCCUUAAUGUCUACCUUACUUAGAUAUAAUAUUCAUCGUUUCCUUUCAUUCGACCUAUUUUACAGUCUACAGUUACAAAGAUGAACUCACAGUCAAGAACCCCAACUCGUCUUCUUCCCUCAAAAAGACAGUGAAAGGAUCCUGCAGUCUGAAGAAGAAUAGUGUGAAAUCGUACCUGAAAUAUUUACAAUGAGUAACAGCUUGUUACAUAGUCAUUAUUCGAGUGGUGGAAUCCCAUCAGAGAUUGCUGAGAAUCUAAAAGAUUUUUUUCCUGAGGAUGGCGAUUUGAGUUAUGAAGAAGUUCUUUUGCAACAGGAAACUGUUUACUUAUCAUUUCAAGCAAAUGGAAAAAACAAGAGUAUGAGCUCUGAAUACGGUCAAACCAGUAGCGGGCAUCCGUUAUCAGCACAAAAGGGUGCUUCUUCUCAAAGCCCUGACUCACAGUUGGCUCUGGAUGAAGCUAUAGCUAGAUCUUUGCAGUUGGGGGAUGAUUUUGAGGAUUUCUGUAGAGAUGAGCUUAAUUCUACUGUGGCUGGUAAUUGCAUAAGAACUUCAUUUAUUCAGUGAAAUUUCUUGGUCAUA